Messenger RNA from Micropterus dolomieu (smallmouth bass), 2979 nucleotides. RefSeq names its product zinc finger protein 660-like. The record is from RefSeq and is a predicted model, not a curated record. Gene Ontology annotation, molecular function: DNA-binding transcription factor activity, RNA polymerase II-specific; RNA polymerase II cis-regulatory region sequence-specific DNA binding. Gene Ontology annotation, biological process: regulation of transcription by RNA polymerase II. The transcript has 3 exons. Bases 579 to 2279 code for a protein of 566 amino acids. Gene Ontology annotation, cellular component: nucleus. NCBI's taxonomy places the organism in Eukaryota, Metazoa, Chordata, Actinopteri, Centrarchiformes, Centrarchidae.
CAUGGCUUUCUCCAAGAUACACAAAAUAUUUUAUAGGUAUUUUGUGUGUCAGUAAAUGGACACUACCGACAGGCUGCCUGGUCUAUGUGAGAACCUUAGCAACCUAUUGGUCCAGGACUUUGCUGGGUCCCCCGAACAGGACUCUGGACACUGCAGUAGUCCAAGCGGGAGGUGAUGAAGUGAAGUUCUUGAGGCUACCGAUUAGUAUUUCGUUUUGACUGUUUUUACCAAGAUUGCAGCGUAAACAAUCUGGAUUCACGGUGACAAUCGUGAAUAAGAGGAAAUAAAUAUCGUUUGAGGUUUUGCUGGUGUGAGAAUCAAACUGAUUAUUUGAUUCUAGGUUUACCAGGUAAAUGAAUCUGUUUUUAUUUUCUAUUUAACUAAUUAUUUUGUUUAAUAUUUCCAUCUGUUACUUUUGUUUUAUGUAAAGCACUUUGAGUUGCCUUGUUGCUGGAACGUGCUGUACAAAUGUUUUAUUUUGACAUGUGACCCGGAAGUUAUCGCCGCGCUCUGUGUUGUUGUCUUCGUGCUCGCAGUUCUCUGAACAUUAAAGAAGCUUUUCUCCGGGUGUCUCCGACAUGUCGGGGCUCCAGAGUCUGAAGGUGUUCGUCCAGCAGCGGCUGGCUGCGGCUGUGGAGGAGAUAUUCGGCCACUUUGAGAGAACAAUCACCGAGUAUGAAGAGGAGCUGGGCCGCCGCCACCGGAACCUGCUGGAUGUGGGUUUGAAGCGGCCUGAGAGAAAACUGCGGAGAGCAGACGUAGAGCAGCUGCUGGGGAGCAAGGAAGAGGUUCAGGGGUGGAGCCUCAGUCUGGACCAGGAGGACCCACAGCUUCCACACAUUAAAGAGGAACAGGAGGAUCUCUGGACCAGUCAGGAGGGAGAGCAGCUUCCAGGACUGGAGGAGGCUGAUAUCACCAAGUUCCCAUUCACUCCUGUCCCUGUGAAGAGUGAAGAAGAUGAUGAAGAAGAGAAACCUCAGUCCUCACAGCUUCAUCAGAGCCAGACUGAACCGAUGGAAGCUGAUGGAGAGGACUGUGGAGGAUGUGGUGGUGACUGGGAUGAAACCAGAGAACCUAAGUCAGGUUUAAACUCUGUGAAAAACAAUGAAGUCUCUAAAAGUGAGACGAGUUGUAACAUUCGCAAGAAACUACUCACCUGCUCUGAGUGUGGGAAACUAUUUAGUUUCAGAGGAAAUCUAAAAAGACACAUUAGAAUACACACAGGAGAGAAACCAUUUAGCUGCUCUGAGUGUGGCAGAAGAUUCAACUUGAAGGUGAAUUUGAAGUUUCACAUGAGAACCCACACAGAAGAGAAACCAUUCAGUUGCAUAGUUUGUGGUCGAGGAUUUGCACAAGGACGCUAUUUGAGUCAACACAUGGCGGUCCACUCAGAGGAGAAAAGAUUCAAGUGCAGUCUCUGUGACAAAGGGUUCACUUGGAGUUAUCAGGUCAGAACCCACAAGUGCGUUGGUCCUCAGUCCUCACAGCUUCAUCCAAACCAAACUGAAGCUAAUGGAGAGGACUGUGGAGGACCAGAACCAGCCAGGAACCCUGGUCCAGAUCGACUUUUACAACCUGAGACUGAAGACUCUUCUGAACCCGAGACUGAAGUCAGCGAUGUUGACUGGGAGGAGGACAGAGAAUCGGGUGUAAACACACAACGCUGUCAUGCAGGAGAGAAACAUUUCAGCUGCUCAGUUUGUGACAAAACAUUCAUUUUGUUAAAACGCCUCAAAACCCACAAGUGUGCUGGACGUCAGUCCUCACAGCUUCAAAGCCAAAGUGAGACAGAGCCUGUAGCCAGCAGCUCAGCUGAAAACGUGAAGAAAUCCUUCAGCUGCUCCGAGUGUGGUCGAGGAUUCGGCUGCAAGUCGUAUCUGAGGAGUCACAUGAGGAUUCACUCAGGAGAGGAACCAAUCAGUUGCUCAGUUUGUGGUAAAAGUUUUGUCCUGCGCUCACACUUAACUGAACACAUGAGGCGUCACACGGGAGAAAUGCCCUUUAGCUGCUCUGUUUGUAAGAAACGCUUCAGGUACAGCGGAAAUGUUUGGAGACACAUGAAAAUCCACACCGGAGAGAAAGCACUCGGCGGCAGUGUAAGUGACACAGUGUCAAAUCACACCCGCAGUAACACUAAGAGACGAUCAGAACCAGAUCCAGGUAGACCUUUACGACCAGGUACUGAAGACAAAACAUCAGACUGUUCCGAGACUGAAGUUAGUUUUGAUGGUCGCAAGAAGAGCCGGGAGCCUCGGUCAUGUUUAAACUCUGAAAAAUAAUCAAGUCGUGAGAUUUAAUACUGGAAAUAAAUCGUUUAGUUGCUAAUUUUGUGAAUUUUAACCAAAAACCCAGAUGAAAUGCAGAGAAGUCAGUAAUGUGUUCUUUUACCUGCUGCCCUCGCUCUAGAAACAAAACAGAACGCAGCUUUCUAUGAAGGCCCAUCUCAUGACUUUAAAUCAUACUCGAUCAAUAAAUGAAUGUUCUUUUCAAUAAUGUAGAUAUAAAUGGUGUAAAUCAAAUCUGUGUUAGUGUGGCAGUUGUGUGCUCUCUCUUUCUUAGCGUAAUGAAUCAGGCACAAGCCGUCACAGCCGUUUAUAAUGACAGACUGAUACUGGCUUUCUCUUUAUUAUCUGAAAUAGGAGUGAACUAAUAAUACAUUUACAAUAACAAUGUAAGACAGUCAGCCUGUUGGUUUAACCUGAACUACUUACAAACGACUGUACAUGUGGAGAUGUGCACUUUACUUUGAUCUGUAUGUAGCGCACAGUACAGUUAGUGAAAUGGUUCAGCCUCGUCUCGUCAGGUGAGCCCUUCAGUUAGUGGGCACAUUUUCACCUGAAGGUUAAUGUUGGUACUCGCCUCAGAAACCCAGAUGACACCUGAUGCAUCUAAAACCUGUUCAGAUUGUGUCUGAGAGACUUUUUACACUGCAAGACAUUUCAAAACAAAUUCAACAGUAAAUACUUUCAACACUUUCAA